AUGGACGCAAUUCUCCAGCAACUUCGCACCUUGGCCUCACAGGCCGAUGACGCCGGUCGUCACAAACUGCUCGAUGCUCUCCGUGACAUCCAGCUCACACUAGAGACUCCGCACGAUACUUUGUCCCGCUUCGCGGGUUUGCAUCUGCAAAUCACAGCCACCCGUAUCGGCGAGGAUCUCAACAUCUUCCAGAUUCUGGCAGAGAGCCGGCUCUUACGCUAUCUGGCCUCCAUUGGCCUGAUCAAGGAGUCCAGCGAGGAUAGCUUCACGGCCAACAGCCAGACUCGGACUCUGGCCCAGCCGGGCUAUCGUGGGGGUAUCUACCACUUCUUUGACAACUGUGGACCAGUCUUUCAGGCGCUUCCGGGUUUCCUCGCUGAGAAUAAGUACCAGGACAUCAAGGAUCCAACGGCGACCGCAUUCCAGAAGGCCUUCAAGACUGACCUGCCCGCCUUUCAGUGGCUGCCAACGCAGCCAGAACGCUUCGGCCCGCUACAGCAGGUCAUGGUUGUUCAGGGUGCGCAAGGUGCGCCGUGGUUCACGGUGUUCCCCUUCGAGAAGGAGCUGGGCGACUUCUCGGGACCGCAUGCCUUUGUCGAUAUCGGAGGCGGCUUUGGACAUCAAUGCGUUGCCUUAAAAUCGGCCUACCCUCAUCUCAACGGCAAAAUCGUCCUCCAAGAUCUGCCACAAGCUUUGGAACACUUGCCACCCCCCUUUGCGGCACAGCUUGAUGGAGUGGGGAAAAUGCCCCAUAAUUUCUUCGAGCCUCAGCCCAUCAAGGAUGCUAAGUUCUACUACUUGCGCAAUGUACUUCACGACUGGCCUGACGACAAAUGUGUUGAGAUCCUGAAGCAGCUGAGCGCCGUCUUGGGGCCCAGUUCACAGAUCUUGAUCGAUGAGAUGGUCCUCCCUAACACGGGCGUCCCGUGGGAGGCUGCCACCAUUGAUUUGACCAUGAUGUCGUCCCUUGGCUCACGUGAACGAACGCUAAAGGAGUGGUAUGCUCUGUUGGAUGCGGCGGGCUUAAAGGCCUUGCGCAUUGACACGUACACACCCCGUCGCCAAGACUCCAUCAUCCAGGUAGUUCAGAAAUAA
This is a messenger RNA of Neoarthrinium moseri, 1095 nucleotides long. RefSeq lists its product as uncharacterized. Lineage: Eukaryota; Fungi; Ascomycota; Sordariomycetes; Amphisphaeriales; Apiosporaceae. The transcript has 3 exons. The record is from RefSeq and is a predicted model, not a curated record. Gene Ontology annotation, molecular function: O-methyltransferase activity. Bases 1 to 1095 code for a protein of 364 amino acids.